UCCAGAUAACAAACAACUCAAAGAUUCCAUCACUGAUCUCCAGAUGUCACGACACACAGUUGAAACCAGAAUAUCAGACAUAAAUAAUGCGCUUGAAUCUGAUCUACAUGCAGACCUGAACGCAUGUGCUUAUUUUAGUGUAGCAUUAGACGAGUCAUGCGACAUACAGGACAAGCCACAGUUGGCAAUAUUUGUACGAAUGAUUUCUGAGGACUGCGUGGUGAAAGAAGAGCUUCUCGAUAUUGUCCCAUUAAAAGACAGAACUCGCGGCACUGACGUAAAAGAAGCAAUGAUGGAAGUAUUCAAAACAGCGAAUAUGUCUUUAGAAAAACUCACCGCAAUAGCCACGGAUGGAGCGCCAUCGAUGAUUGGUUCUGUGAACGGCCUUGUGGGCCUUUGUAAGGGUGAUGACCUCUUCCCCGAUUUUUGGAAUUUUCACUGCAUCAUCCACCGGGAGCAACUCGUGUCUAAAACACUGAAUUUAGACCACGUCAUGAAACCUAUGAUGGAGAUUGUGAACUACAUCCGCACGCAUGCCCUUACUCACCGACAGUUCAAAAAUCUCAUUGCUGACCUAGACGGAGACUUGCCAGGUGACUUGCCACUGCACUGCGCUGUAAGAUGGCUCUCAAGAGGUAAAGUGGUUUCACGCUUUUUGGAGCUUUUGGAACCAGUAAAAUUGUUUAUGGCAGAAAAGAACAAAAGUUACCCUCAGCUCUCAGACCCCAAAUGGCUUAUGGAUUUGGCUUUCUUAGUGGACAUGCUUUCACACUUGGACAAACUAAACCUGGACCUGCAGGGGAAAUUAAAAACUCUUCCUGAUCUGACACAAAGUGUAUUCUCCUUUGUUAACAAGGUGAAGCUGUUCAAAGUGCACAUUCAAAAUGGCAAUCUGUCCCAUUUUCCUUCAUUGCGCAGUGCCCAGCAGAAGGCUGGCAUUAGAAUGAAUAUGGGUCAGUACGUGAAAAUGCUUGCGCGACUGUACGGGAGCAUUACUUCGCGUUUUGAGGACCUGCAGCAGAAAAGACCACAGAUCGCUCUUCUCAUUGACCCUUUUAAUGCAGAGGCAGACUGCCUCAAAUCCCCGCUUGUCACUGAUGAGGCAGCAAGUGAACUGGAGAUGAUUGAGCUACGCGAGGAUGACAGACUGAAAUCUCUUUUGAAAGAAGGCCCUGUUGCGUUUUGGAGAGUUGUGCCAACUGAAAAAUACCCGUGUGUAAAAAGAGCCGCCCUCAAACUGCUGUCGAUGUUCUCCUCAACAUAUGUCUGCGAAUCCCUGUUUUCUACCUUGAAACACGUGAAGUCCAAGCAUCGGUCCGUUCUGACUGACACUCACGUAAAGGAACUGCUCCGAGUGGCUACAACUGAAUACCAACCUGAUUUGCAGAGGAUUACUAGAAACAAGAGAUGCCAGAAAUCCCACUGAGAUUAUCACCCCAUCACCUCCAGCAAGGUCAGCGCGUGGUGUGGCUCUUGGACUUUCACAGUUAAAGAUUUCGGCUCUUUGUGUCUAACUUGUUCGCCACCCCUGGCU
Molecule: messenger RNA, 1534 nt
Organism: Xiphophorus couchianus (Monterrey platyfish)
Lineage: Eukaryota; Metazoa; Chordata; Actinopteri; Cyprinodontiformes; Poeciliidae
Product: general transcription factor II-I repeat domain-containing protein 2A-like
Exons: 2
Coding region: 44-1426 (460 amino acids)
Molecular function (GO): protein dimerization activity
Source: RefSeq, a predicted model, not a curated record